AUGUCCCCAAAUCCGAAACGCGACAUAUUCACGUAUGCCGACUUUGAUCUUCAAGCUGUGUGCCGUCAAGCGAGCAUUCUGCGCGGGGGUGUUCCAUGUGCUUGUGAUCCAGAUCAACGCCCCGCCUCGGGAAGUUUCAACUGGGCUAUUUUUAUUUGUUUUGAUGACAGGGUACGCUGGAUACUCAGAUCUCCGCACCCUAGAACGUUCAUGCCGAUGGAAAUGGGGAUGAAGCUACUGGUAAGUGAAGCUGCCACGCUCCGAUACCUCAAGGCCCAUAGCGAUAUUCCAGUCCCAGAAGUCUAUGAUUAUUGUGCCUCCUCUGAUAAUGCCAUCGGGGUUCCGUUCAUUUUUAUGAGUGAAGCGCCUGGCUGGCCACUGUCAAAAGUUUGGAGACCAGCCGGUUCUUCUCGACCUGAGCUAGACACUCUUAGCAAGGCCAAAGUUCUCUCCCAGUUGAGUGAUAUCACCUGGAAACUUUCGCAGUUGCGGUUCGAUACAAUCGGCUCACUCUUUGAGGAAAAUGAGUCCUUCGAAAUCAAGGAAUGCCUUUCACGUGGUCACAUGUUAUAUGGACGAUAUUCCUUAGAGAUCCCCCGGGGACCUUUUACUUCUGAGAGCGCUGUAGACCUAUGGAACGAUUUCGUUACUAUUGGACGCAAGACCGAUUCGUCAGAUAACAGACUAGAUUAUAUUAUCGCAGGCGACGCUCUUCGUGAUAUUGUACGGAAAUUUGACCUCCCAGCUAUCAAUCCGGAGACUUUUCCAUUGUGCCAUGCUGACCUGAGUGUCAAUAACAUAUAUGUUGAUGAUAACUACAACAUUACCUGUGUCAUCGACUGGGCAUUCGCUUCAUCCAUCCCUGAGUUCAUGGUGCUGGCCACGCCAGGAUUGCCACAAUACCGCGACGAAAUUGAUUCGGAGUUACAUGUACCCUUCAUAAAUGGUUUUAUUGCUGCUAUGCCAGGAUCGAUCGAAGAGAAGUUGAUACAAAAGUAUCGCGAAACACUUGAGCGAGGCCAAGUCUCCUGGAGAUUUAGCCGACUGCUCACUUUUGACACAAUCAGUGAUUACAAGUUGACCUCUUUGCUACUGUCUGGUACUUUGCAAAUGGCCUUGAAAAGGACCUCGGGCAACAUUUUGUACCACAGCGGCGAGGACCAGCCGCUUUCGAAAAUUGAAAAGGAUGAAGAAGAAUAUUUCCGAAAGCAAUGUUUUAGGAAGACAAUAGCUAAGAAGUUGACCCUCGUGUCCGGGUGGAAAGCACAGCAUACCUCCGAUCAUCCACCGAAACUUCGAAAAGACAUGUUUGUCGCUUCUCCCCAGUUGUGGAAGUGGAUUCAAAAAUUUGUGAAUGACUGGGAAGACAUGUCUUGA
Molecule: messenger RNA, 1377 nt
Organism: Penicillium verhagenii
Lineage: Eukaryota; Fungi; Ascomycota; Eurotiomycetes; Eurotiales; Aspergillaceae
Product: phosphotransferase family protein
Exons: 4
Coding region: 1-1377 (458 amino acids)
Source: RefSeq, a predicted model, not a curated record